AGUUUCAAAUUUGUGCGCGUCGGUUUUGGUUGUAACAGCGAUAUUUUAAAAUGUACCAUGCGUCCUAAAUGAAAAUUGAAUAGAAGAAAAAAUAAUUCGUCAUCAACAUCAAGAAGGAAAACUAAAUCAGGAAAAGAAACAACUCGAUAGUUCAAAAAUGUUUUGAUUUUUUUAUAUUUUGAAAUCAACAAUAUCAAACUGGAUCUAUACAACAUCAACUAUUCGAAUUUCUCUUAUAAUUACAGCGAGGAUGAUUUCAAUAUUACAAAAACUCGGAUGACUUCACCGUUAGCGGUAACAGUAGCCGUUCUAAUAGUAUUCCUGCUAUCUCCAAUGAUCCUCAUAGGGAAUUCUCUUUUAUUAAUAACUCUAUACAGAUUAAAAAGACUGAGGACACCUAGUAGUUCCUUAUUCAUGUCCCUGGCGCUAUCUGAUUUAGGAAUCGGCAUGUUUAUGCCCGUAGGAAUGUACUUUGAAGUUGGAGGCAUGCCGAACUUCAUAUCUAUCAGGGUGUGUUUGUUUAGCUACGGCAUCGCUAUCUCUUUGUGUUGCGUGUCGGUUCUGGUGAUGGUGGCUAUAGCCGUCGAUAGAUUUACUUCGUUAGCCGCGCCGUUGCGAUAUAGAGAUUUGAUAACGCAUACUGCCGUCGAACGCUAUCUACUCAUUUUUUGGGUUUAUUCGUCGAUUGUUGGGUUCACGCCGUUGGUUAAUUCCAUGGUUAACGGAGAGGAUCAACACAUACAUAUUUGUUCGUUUGGAAGUCUUGUGGCGAAACCUAUUCAAUUGUUUAUGUUUUUCGCGGUAUACGGACCGAGCGUAGUCGUAUUAUUAGCUUGUUACGGUUAUAUAUACGUAGUGGCAAGACAACAUGCAAAAGCUAUCCGAAUAGAAGCACGUCGAUCUAUACAAUCAUCCGAACAACUAGAAAAUAACGGAAGAACCUUACGGAGAAGUCGCCGUACUCCAAGAUAUGGUUUGGCGCUCGCAAUCACAACUGGAUCAUUUUUAAUUCUAUGGAUGCCGUUUCUGCUCUGUAUGCUGACUGACGUCAUUUUCGGUACGAAUAUCCUAACCGCUUGGCUAUCAGUAUAUUUAGCUCUUCCGAUACUAGCUAGUAGCGCUUUCAAUCCGUGGGUAUACGGUUAUCGUAAUUCAGAACUACGUAGCUCGGUACGGAAAGUUAUCGAUGAAUUUCUAGGCGUAUUUGGAUUCAACCAUCGCAGUCAGUAUCGCAACUCGAAUCAAAUGGUACAUAGCGCAGUAGCGACUGCCGGCGAUGCCAAUUCAUUCAUCAACAGCGAACAAAAAGAACCCGUCGAUCGCAAACAAGAUCAUCUUCUUGUUCCCAUGGUGAGCUUUGACAGUUUGGGGGUAGUAUCUGAUUGCGGUCAGUUAGGUAACAAUCGUCCGACGUCGAUGAAAGGAUCUAAGAGUAUGGUGGAAUGUAUGGCUGUGUAUAGGAGUAAGGGGGUUUUGAUAUUAUCUAAAAAACAGACGGGUAUGAAGCACGGGAUUAGUAUUGUAUAAAAACAGAGCUUAAUAGGUUUGUGAUAUUUUAACAAAUUAUUUCUUUUUUAAAGUAUAUUCGAAUAUAUUUGUGAUUCGAUGUUUUGAUUAUUAUAACUCUAAAAAUUAAUCAUUCUCUGGAUGUACAAUCACCGCUGUUUUGAUUAUUAUAAACUACGCAUGUUUUGUGAGUCUAAAAAUAAACCUAACCUAACCUAACGUAACCUAAACUAAACUAAACUAAUUUUACCUAACAAAAAAAGUGAUGAAAAAUGGAGAUGUUUCUAUAAGAACUAAAAUGGCGGUAUUUGUAAAUGUAUUACACAAUUAUAAUGAGGAAUGGGAUGUAAAAAGAUGGCUCAAUUUAUAUCUUUUUCCUUAUUAGAAUAUUUUCCAAAUUUUUAUGAUAUUAUUGUAUCUACAUUAAGCACAGAAAAUUGUGCCAAAUUUUAAAUAUUUUUGCACGUAAUGAAUAUAAUAAAACAAUUAAAUAAUAACAGAUAUACAAUAAUCAGCUUAAUGACGUUUUGAAAUUAUUUAAGACAUUCUAUUUUCACUAUUUUAAUAAAUUUUCAUUUUUUAUUUAUUGUUUUAUCCUUUGCAGUUCUAAUUUAUCGACUGAUUUAUUUAUUUCAUUUCAUAUUAUCACUUCUUAGUACGGUAUUUAUUUAUUUAUUUUUCUAUUGUAAUUUGAAAUUUUUUUUUUUGGUUAGUUUUGAAUUUUACAUCAGGAACUCAAUUUUUUAAUUAAUUCAUUCAUAAACUGCAUCACUAAGCUAUAUGAUUCAAAAUCCAUAACAUGUUGGUGAACCUAUUUAGAAUGCGAAACUGGAAUUGCUGGGCCCUAGAGAAUUUAUCGGUGGUUGCUUUUGACUAUAUUAUUCAUUAACAAAUCUUUCCGUGGGAUGAUGAUAUUAAAAUUUGAAAUUAAAAUUAAGUACACACAGAAAAUAAAGUUUUGAUAUCGUUUUAUGACACAAAAUGUCAAUUAUUUAAAUACUCUUAAUUAAAACUACUUAUUAAUUGAAAUAGAGGGGAUAGUUUUGUAAGGAAUGAAGUUUCGAUUGAUUAUUUCAUAUAUUGUUAUAAAGAAAAUUUCUAAAUUAAUAAAGUAUGUGAAUUAUUCUAAUUAUAACUUAUUUUUUCUAA
Messenger RNA from Diorhabda sublineata, 2655 nucleotides. RefSeq names its product adenosine receptor A2b-like. Gene Ontology annotation, biological process: G protein-coupled receptor signaling pathway. Gene Ontology annotation, molecular function: G protein-coupled receptor activity. NCBI's taxonomy places the organism in Eukaryota, Metazoa, Arthropoda, Insecta, Coleoptera, Chrysomelidae. The transcript is spliced from 5 exons. The coding region runs from base 277 to 1527 and encodes 416 amino acids. Gene Ontology annotation, cellular component: membrane. The record is from RefSeq and is a predicted model, not a curated record.